UCAAAUUUCCUCAUUCCAUACUUGUCCCUGUUCAGUCCCUCAGUUUUGUUCUUCGAUAUAACAAAACCACAAACAAACCUACUGCUCUUUAUCAGCUGGGAAGCUUAUCUGUGGGACACAUGCCUUGAGUAUGAAGAUAGUCAUCAAGGUCAUGAGACAACCCAUCCUCACUGACCAUCUGGAGCACACGGCGAGAGGAAGCCCACCAAGGCUCAUCGUAACAGCAUUCUUCACGGGUCGCUCGCUCAGCUCGUGAAAAAAUGGACACAGAAAGUAGUAGCAGGGCAGAUCUUGCUUUCCCAAUGUCACAAAGCCCCUCCAGCGUGCCCCAGAUCGAACUUUCGGAAGUAUCUCUCCAUGAUAACGCCUUACGGGAGGAGGCUGCCUCAGCCCCACCAAGCCGUACCUGGCUGAGGUUUUUGAGGAGGGAGCUGGAAUUCCUGGGGGUAACACAAAUUCUGAUUGGUUUGAUAUGUCUUUGUUUUGGAAUAAUCGUCUGCUCUGCGAUCAAUGCUUCCGAAUUUAAGGAAGAUUUUUUUUCAUCAUUUAAAGCAGGCUACCCAUUCUGGGGAGCAAUGUUUUUUGCUAUUUCCGGAUUCUUUCCAAUUCUGUCUGAAAAGAAAUAUGCCAUAUAUCUGGUGUGGGGAAGCCUGGGAGCAAACACCGUCAGCAGCAUUGUUGCAGGAAUAGGAAUCUUCAUCCUGACCGUCAACUUGAAGACUUGCUGGCCUCAUAUCUCCAACUGCCCGGAAGCUCAUGAAAAUGACUUCUGCUUUGUGGCUUGGUUUUCCACCGAGAUCGUGGCAAUGAUCCUGUUUCUCACCGUCCUGGGGUUUUGUAGUGCUGUGUCACUCAUGAUCUAUGGCCUUGGAGAAGUAUUCCAGGAAAAGAAGAUUCCAGAAGAUCGUCUUUAUGAAGAAUUAAACGUAUAUUCGCCAAUUUACAGUGAGUUGGAAGACAAAGGGGAGACAUCUUCUCCUGCUGAUUCAUGAGAAUUAUGUGUUCAGAACAUUCUGACUCACAGCAAAAGGUCUAGAAAAAAACCAAGAUCUUUGUUUAAGGGGCUACCGACAAAAUUUCAAUUCUCUCUAUGGUCUGCCAGUUUUACAUUAAGAUUUAUUCUCCAGAUGGUAAUACUCUAUCUGUUGUUUCUGCUCACCUAGACUCCCCCUGCCUCACCCAUUUUUAGAUAUGAUUGACUCCUGUUUUUCUUGUUUUCUAUUGCUGUCUCGUACCUACUGUUGUGGGAAGUCAACAAAUAAUCAGUUAGCAUUUACUCUGUGCCUAUAAUGGUGCAAAUAGAGGAAAAAAGAGGAAGUCUGGUUGAGAGAUGAGUUAAACUUUGACAGUUCAGUCAUUUUUGGUUCUUAGCCCUUUUCAGAGUUCAUAAGGGCUACAGAUGUGCAUGAUAUAUGUCCCCCUACUGGACUGUAAGCACCUAAAGGACAAAGCCCAUUCAGCAAAUGUAUACUGAGGACCAAAUAAGUGUUCUAAGUUUUCCACACUUGUCUCUUUCACUUCAUGUUUCCAAGUUUCCUAUAUCAUGGGAGCUCAAAGUGUAUUUAUGGAGUGGAUGGGGGAACAUUCUAAGAUAUACCACUGGGUCAGGUGCCAGGUUGAGUUGCGAAGAAGAAAGAAAUUACUUUAAGGUGAAUUUGGAGGUGAGAAGGAGGCCAAUUGGCAGAUAAUUAGCAAUAGGAGUAUAGUCAGAUGGAAAUUUGAAAAGAAUUCUAUUCUAUUAAUCAUUUUGGUGGAUGUUUAUCACAUCAGCUUAGCAAUGGAUGCUUCCUGCUUAUGUUUGAUCUUAUGCGGAGAGUCCAACAUGGAAUGUUAGAAGGAUCACAGAUCUUAGAAAGCGCAUUGGAAUCCCAGGCCUAUUGCUUAUUAGUUGAGUGGGUUGUGGGAAGUUAUUUAAUUUUUUUUUUUUUACUUAAUCUGGUUUUUCUCAUAUGUAAAAUUAAGACAUUAGGAAUAAUUUACCUGCCUGGAUUAAAGGUCUAUUGUGGGAACACACACACACACACACACACACACACACACACACUUAAAACUAACUCAAAUGGCCCACUCUCUAAUUCCACUUCAAUUUUCUCUCUUAAAUACACUGUGUUUGACCAUCUCGCAUCAGCACCCCAACUUGAAAUGUUCUGUCAUCUCUUCUGUGCUUGCUUGAAUUUCUUCUUUCUUCAAUCCCUACUUUAAGUCCCUCCUCAUUCUUUAAGGUUUUCCAGUCAAAAUUGUUCUUUUCUCUAAAUGAUAAUUUUUUUUCAAACCAAAUACUCUCACACACAUACACCUUACACUAUAUAUAACUUCCACAUGCAAAUAUUUUUAAUGGUUAUUUAUUUUGGGGAGAGAGGGAGUGAGAGAGAGAGAGAGUGGAAGGAGUAUAGAGAGAGGGAGAGAGAGAAUCCCAGGCAGGCUCUGCAUUGUCAGCACACAGCCCAACAUGGGGCUCAAACUCAUGAACCUGAGCAGAAAUCAAGAGGCAGAUGCUUAACCGACUGAGCCACCAACCAGGUGCCCCUCCAUAUGCAAAUACUUUACAUCCCCUUAAUGAUCAUACAUUUUUUUCAAAGACACAAAGUCUCACAAACAUCUGUAUAUUUUCUGAAUCAUUCAUAUUUCACAUUCACUGACACAAUUUUGUUCAAUAAUGUUUGCAGAAUGAUGAGCGAGCAGUGGGGAGUUUUACUAGGUUACUCAGUAUCUGGUGAUAUGGAUGGGUAAAAAAACAGGAAAACCAUAAAUGGAAAGAUCAUUUAAUGAGGAAUUUGAAAUGAAAGAAGAAUAAAUGAAUGAGGACUUGAGAUUAAAUGGAGUCAGUGGGGAUGGAGAGAAAUGGUCAUACUUAAAACAUGGAGUGAAAGAGAAAUUGGUAGACGUUGUUAACAAGUUGAAUUAAAAGAUAAGAUUUGAUAAGUGAUUGACCUGGUAAGUGUGUGUGAAACAUGGAUUGUCAGAAAUAUGAAUUGAUGAAUCUGAUGUAGGAAGUCAGAAAUAUGAAUUGAUGAGGGGUGCCUGGGUGGCUUAGUCAGUUAAGUGUUUGACUUUUGAUUUUGGCUCAAGUCAUGAUCUCAUGGUUCUGAGAUUGAGCCACGAGUUGGGCUCCUCACUGGUGGAGCCUGCUUAGAGUUCUCUCUCCCUUGCCCUCUGUCCCUCCCCCACUUAUGCUUUCUCUCUCUCUCUCCCUCUCACACAAAAAAAGUAUGCAUUGAUGAGGGAGGAGCACCUAUAGACCUAAAUUAGGCUCAGCCUUAGGCUUUUAUUUUUAGGAGACAAAAAAGAAAUGCAGUAGAGAGAGCCUGAUGGCAUCUAAUACAGAGUUUUGGUCAAAAUGAAAUUUGGUGUCAUUAUUGGAGAGAUCAUUAAUGAAGCAGAUUAAUACUCUGGGGGAAUUAUUUUGAGAUAAAAGGGAAGCCAAGUUAACUUUCACAUGCCUAUAAUCACAGGGGUGAUGGGAAGGACAAAAUUUUAGGGUAGAAGAUACAGGAAUUAGUCAGAAAAGUGCAUUGUGGAACAGUAGACAGCAGGUAGUUCAAAGUAGAGAGAGGUCAGAUAAAGAGAGAAUAACUCACCAGCUCCGACAGCAUCUGCUGGCAGGGUGAGAGAAGUCUACAAGAGAUGUCUUGUCCUGGGUGUGGUAGACAAGAGAGAAGUCUGCCUCCAGGUGAGGCACAGAGAUGGGGAGAGCAAGUAGCAAUGGCGAAUGAACGCCAGAGGUGCAGAGAAGUUUGAACCAGGGGCUGGUGGUAAGUGAAUAGAACAUCUGCAGAAGCAUUUAGAAAGAGACAAUGCAGGUGUAUGUGAUAGGAGAAGUAAGAGAAUAGAUUGCGAAUCAAAAAUCACAAAGA
This is a messenger RNA of Felis catus (domestic cat), 3854 nucleotides long. It is a transcript of the gene MS4A2, whose product is annotated as membrane spanning 4-domains A2. The record is from RefSeq and is a predicted model, not a curated record. The transcript is spliced from 7 exons. Gene Ontology annotation, biological process: cell surface receptor signaling pathway. Gene Ontology annotation, cellular component: plasma membrane; Fc-epsilon receptor I complex; external side of plasma membrane. NCBI's taxonomy places the organism in Eukaryota, Metazoa, Chordata, Mammalia, Carnivora, Felidae. The coding region runs from base 261 to 992 and encodes 243 amino acids.